AUGAGAUACAUUCGAACAGGCAGUUUCAAGAGACUCUUCUCGAUCAAGCGACGCAGCUUGGAUGAAGAACCUCAGAGACAAAUCGUUUCUGUUGGUGUACACAACGAUGGAACAAUUUCUAAGAACUUUCCAGAAACAGAGCCCCCUCAGAGACCCACUUGGAAGUGCUUCUCCUACGAGGAAAUCUUCGAAGCCACCAACGGUUUCAGCUCAGGUUCUUCGCUUUCUCUGUCAUUUGCCUUAAUUUUCUCACAUGAGUUGAGAACUUUUUUUCCAAAAACCGCUGUUUUCCUUCGUGGUUUUGGAGGAAAUUCGUCUUGUGGCCUAUGA
This is a messenger RNA of Thlaspi arvense, 330 nucleotides long. The record is from the annotation of a GenBank genome assembly. Lineage: Eukaryota; Viridiplantae; Streptophyta; Magnoliopsida; Brassicales; Brassicaceae.